AUGGAUGCUUCAGUGAUAGAAGUCCUUCGACAAGCAGGUAGUCAAGAUCCAAAUAUUUUAAAACCUGCUGGACGAUUAUUAGAACAGUGGAAAACUGAAAGAGGAUUCUAUAUUACAUUAUUUAACGUAUUUUCUGAUCAUUCCUUGACUGUCAAUGUUAGAUGGAUGGCUAUUGUGUGUUUUAAAAGUGGUGUUGAUAGAUAUUGGAGAAAGAAUGCACCAAAUGCAAUUGCAGAGGAUGAAAAAGAAUUUCUUAGACAACGUUUAAUAUCAAAUUUUGAAGAGCCUGUAAAUCAAUUAGCUCUACAAUUGGCAGCUCUUAUUGCUAAAAUUGCAAGAUACGAUUGCCCUAGAGAAUGGGAUACAUUAAUUCCAACAUUACUGAAUGUUGUAAGAGGACAGAAUCCCUUAGCUCAACAUCGAGCACUGUUAACAUUGCGCUAUGUUGUUAAAGCUUUAGCUUCUAAAGUUUUUCCUGCAGACAGACAACUUUUCCGAGAAUUGACCAGUAAUGUGUUCAAUUUUAUUUUGAAUUUAUGGAACACCUAUACUGAAUCUUUCUUCAUACUGGCAUCAAACGGAGCAGAUACAAAUCAGAUACAAGAAGCUUUAGAAAAAGCAUUACUUUUAUUGAGAAUACUUAGAAAACUUAUUGUGCAUGGGUUCGGAAUAGUUUCUGAAUCACAAGAUGCUAUGUUAUUCUUAGAAAUUGUGUAUGAACGUGCAAGAACUGGCCUUGAGUGUCGAAAGACUUUAAUCUCGAGGGGCAUACAACUGGAAGCAUGCGACAAAUUUAUAAUUCUCUUGAUAAAAGUGCUAAUAGGAGUGGAUGAAAUGCAUCGGGAAUGCUGUAUUGAACUACUAUCAACCACCUUAAAAUUCACCGUUUUUUACUGUUUCACAGAAGCUGGUCAAAAUUUAGCUUUUGAGAAAUUUAUUAUUCAAUGUUUUAAUUUAUUAAAACGCAUGUUACAAAUUUCUACAUAUGAUCCAGAAGUUAUAGCUUUAAACGAACGUGAUGUUAUUGCAUGGGCACACAGAGGGAUCAAAGUGAACAAAGUACAAAGAGAAAUUUUUACUCCUGAUACGUUAACUGAAAUCUGUUCAAGACUUGUAACACAUUAUUUCCUCUUAACACCUGCUGAGUUGGAGUUAUGGGACACAGAUCCAGAAAACUUCUUUGUUGAUGAUGUAGGAGAAACAUCGAAAUACAGUUUAAGGCCUUGUACAGAAUCUGUAUUUGUCGAAAUUUUUCAUCAGUUUAAAGACAUUCUUACACCAGUUUUGGUUGAUUUGAUGCAAAGGCACCAUCAACCUGUUGACUCUGAUAAUUUGCACGCUAUUUUAUUGAAAGAUGCAGUGUACAAUGCUGUUGGUUUGGUUGCUUUUGAUUUAUAUGAUGAGGUAAACUUUGAUCAAUGGUUCUCUACCACUUUGAAAGAAGAGUUGAAGAUUCGAAGUAACAAUUAUAGAAUUAUUAGAAGACGCGUAUGUUGGCUUAUUGGACAAUGGACAACUGUCAAAUUGAGCACAGAACUCAGACCAAAGGUAUACGAACUUAUGGUGGAGGUUUUGAGUCCAGAUGAAGAUUUGGGUGUUCGUUUGGCAGCAAGCGAUGCCUUGAAACUAGCUAUAGAUGAUUUUCAAUUUAAUCCAGAAGAGUUUUCUCCUUAUUUAGAACCAACGUGUUCAUUAUUGUUUUCUCUCCUAAAGGAAGUAAAAGAAUGUGAUACCAAGAUGCGCGUUCUAUAUGUUUUAUCAUUUAUGAUUGAACGUGUUGAAAGCGAAAUAAACCCGUAUGUUGGAGUUCUCAGUUCGUAUCUACCAGCUCUAUGGCAACUAUCCGAGGAACAUAAUAUGUUGAGGUGUACUAUAAUUUCAACACUAAUACAUUUAGAAAAGGCCUUAGGUCGUGAAAGUGUUAUAUUACAACCCCUGGUGGUAGGUGUUGUUGCAUUCAGUUGUGAUGUCCAUCAGGAUGAACAUGUUUAUUUGUUAGAAGAAGGAUUGCGAUUAUGGUCAGCUUUGUUGGAAAAUACACCUGCACCAACACCUGCCAUAAUGGAUUUGGCCAAGAAUAUACCAGCAUUGUUAGAACAAUCUGUGGAAUAUUUCAAAAUAUGCCUGUAUAUAGUCGAAGAAUACAUAAUACUAAGUCCACAAGAAUUUUUAAAUCAAAGGGGAGCAGUUAUAGUUGAAACUCUUAGGUCGAUUAUGAGUGAUUUGAGAACGGAAGGACUAUUGAUGGUUUUGCCAGUAUAUGAAACAUUCAUGUGUGCUUGUUCUCGGCAAGGUGCAGAACUGAUCAAACCUGUUUUAUUAACUAUAUUCGAGAAUGUGUAUACGGAAGAUGAAUCUGUAUUAGUGAUGAAUAUAUAUCUAACGAUUAUGGCAAGAGUUUUAUGGUUUUAUAAAGAUAUUUUUAUACAGAUACUAAGUGAACUAACCAGAAAAAUAGGCGGAAACGAACAAAGUGAGGAAGCUGUUCUUGGACAUUUAAUACGUGUAUGGGUUUUCCAUAUGGAACUCACCUUCCAGACAGACAGACGUAAAUUGUUAGCCCUUGCACUUUGUUCACUCCUUGGAGCUAACAGUCCUCCGAGUGUUCUUGAGCAUUUCCCACAAAUAAUACUAAAUAUUGUCGAAACUCUUAAUGAUAUAACCAAAUCUGAUAAUUUAGAAUAUGACUUUAUAAGAUUCGGCAUUGAUUCGUUAACACUUGGCGAACAAUCGAAUUCACCGCCAUAUGUAGAUGAAGACUACGGCAGUGAACAUGAACAGCGAAAAAGAAGACUUGCUUUCAAUGACAUUGUGACCUCAAUAUCUUUGAAAGAUACAUUACAAAAUCAGUUACUUACAUUAAGAGGAUUAGUUGGCGAUGAUCAGUUCAAUCAAAUGAUGUCAACUCUCAAACCAGAAAUUGAUGAGCAACUUAAGUUUUAUAUAUCUCUAUGAAAGAGGAGUAAGUCACAUAAGGAAGAAGAGAAAAGAAUGGGUCGAUUCAGUCAAUCGCUAUACUACGUGUAAAAAAAGCUUUACAGCGCUCUACUGUAAAACGGCACUAUUUUAUUGUAUAAU
Messenger RNA from Dufourea novaeangliae, 3078 nucleotides. RefSeq names its product importin-11 (gene Impbeta11). Gene Ontology annotation, cellular component: cytosol; nuclear envelope. Gene Ontology annotation, molecular function: small GTPase binding. The record is from RefSeq and is a predicted model, not a curated record. Gene Ontology annotation, biological process: protein import into nucleus. The coding region runs from base 1 to 2955 and encodes 984 amino acids. The transcript is spliced from 16 exons. NCBI's taxonomy places the organism in Eukaryota, Metazoa, Arthropoda, Insecta, Hymenoptera, Halictidae.